CGGCGGGCGGGGCUCGCAGAGCGGCGCCAUGACAAGCCUGGGCGGCCGCGAGGAGCCGCGCGGCUCGGCCGACGACAAGUCCGAUCGGCUUUACCAGCAGCCGCGCCAGAACAUCAAGAUCGUGCGCAUCCUGACCGUGCUCGGCUACGUCUUCUGCGUCUCGUCGGCGGCCAUCAUGCUCUCGCUGUACUACGUGUUCCUGUGGGACCCGUACAGCGGGCCGCCGGAGUCGCGCGCGCACGCCGUCGGCGCGCACGGCACCAACAUGUCGGCCCUCUGCGCCGCCUACACCCAGAAGGCGCAGCGGGCCACCCACGCCGCAGCUGGUGUUCAAGUUCCUCAGGCCGCCCUCGCGCCUUCACCGACGAGUGGCAUUACAGCAAACCAGCUAUAGAUGGCGCUUCUGAGCGAGGCGACGUAGUCUAGAUGGCGCGUCAGUCGCCCCGGUGGCCGUCAGUGUUCGGCCGGCUUGGGACGACGGGCGCGAGCCUCGGUCAGUGACGGAGGCUCGGAAAGGUCAGCGGACGACUGAAAAAAUCGGACAGCUGAUCACUCAGAUCGCCCACGGCUGCUCGUGAUGAUCGCUGCCGUCGUCAGCCGGUGACGAAGCGACCUCGGUGACCCGACCGACCUGCCUCGCGGGUCAGAAGUCUGGUGGUCGCGGCGCGCAUUCUAGGCCAUCCGCUCUUCUUCCAUGGUUAAACGCUUUACCCUGAAUCACGUAGCUCCCGGCUUAUCCCGGGAAAGCUGCAUGCAUCUGUUGUAAGGGGCUCACGCGCUCCUGGCGGGGGCCCCGCCCGAGCCUGCACAAACAGUGAAGAGGGGUGUCUGUGCGCGAAGUCUCGGUAUAGGAGGAUUUCCAGACACCUGUAACAUUUUCCCGUCAUUCUCUGCUUUUGUCCAUCCCAUAGUCCUGAACUGGUCAUUACUGGCCGAAAGGGCCCUGAUCCCAACCAAGUCCCACUCAAUAGCAGCCUUCGCCAACCCAUCCUUCUACCCACAGCCAUCGCCCCAUCCUCGCAAUGGGUCUCCACUCAUGCGGUGGCUGCCAGCCAUGGGCCGGUCCGAAAGCCACUCCGGCUGGGAAUCCCGCUGGAGCGCCCGCACGCACCGCGGCGUAGGACCCCUGGGCGGGACAGACAUCGGUGUCGGCGGACCAACACCGCCGGACGGCAGCGCUUGACCCCAUCUCCACCGACCCUGUUUAGCCCAUAGGCUUGACUUUGCCAGUCCAUGGAGAGCGAGCUCACCCCUAGCCGUGCUCACAGUCAUCGGCUGUAAGCACCGCUACAGCCCGGAGGCCGCCGAGAUGGCGGUCCAGCACGAUAACGAACUGCGCCGGGAGCUCCGCCCGGCGACAACGGCCAGCAGGGUACACCACGGGUGUCGUGUCCCUGUCUGUGUCACGGGCCAACAGCUAGCCCACGUGCGGGUGGACCGAGAUACGUGGGACUUCUCAGGCAGUUUGUGGAUGGGUUUUGAGAUGGCGUUGAGUAAGGGAUUCAGGUUUGUCAACUGUUCGCCUGCUGCGUCCGGUGUUCUUCACCUCCUGAGUUAGUCCGUAUAGUCAGUCACUUGUGCGUGGCAUUUGAAAUGUUUAAAAACGUAGGAUGAUCUGCUCUGUGUAUGUCACUUAGACGGACGCAGCUGUUGCCAGAACGUAUGCAUUAACGACUUUGAUACGCGUAGUGCAGAGUAGUCUUAAUGUGCGGAGUACAGUGCAGUGCAGUAUAGUGCGAUGUAGUGCGAAGCGUUGUUGAUGAGAAGAAAAAAAAUGAUUGCGAAGAGUUCAUGUCAGCCCGCCACCUCUGCCGCAUUCUCCUGUUCUUGGGCUGGCGAGUACAGGGGCGUUGCCAGGGUAAGGAGUGUGAACGCCAGGCAUCGGGAGGAAAAGGGUCAGGGCAUGUCGCCCGGUCAUCCAACCGGUGACGCGGCCGGGACGAGCCAUCGCUGGAUGCAAUAUAUGCAGGAACGUAUUUCG
Pollicipes pollicipes is the source of this 1981-nucleotide messenger RNA. RefSeq names its product putative transmembrane protein INAFM2. The record is from RefSeq and is a predicted model, not a curated record. The transcript has 2 exons. Bases 29 to 394 code for a protein of 121 amino acids. Lineage: Eukaryota; Metazoa; Arthropoda; Thecostraca; Pollicipedomorpha; Pollicipedidae.